AAUGCAAGAAGAAAAAAGUUGUUUGUAUACAUGCCAAUAUAAUUCUAAAAGAAUUUAAUAAAGUCUUUAAAAUACUAUUUAAUAACCAGAAGACAGCAAACAACAAUAAUAAUAACCAGAAAACAGCAAACAACAAUAAGAAAAAAUACCAACUAACAAUCCCAAAAUAAAAUUUAUUCCUAUUUAGAACUAAUAAUGUUUAGUCAAUUAAAUAAACUAACCACAAUAAUAAAUUAAUCAAACAAAUAAUUCAAAUCGAUAUGAUCAAGACUUAAGUAUAACUACGACCCAUAGUUAAUCAAUUUUUUAAACAAACUCAAUUAUUGAUUAAACUAUAUUUCAAACUAAAGCAAUAUUGUGCUUUAACUGUACCUAAAAUAUUAAACAAAAUUCUAUUUUAUUAUCUUGUUUUCAUUCAUAUCAUAAGGAAUGUUUAGAUGAAUUAAUAAAAGAAUAUAUUGAUAAAAAUUAACCAAUCAUUUUCUGUAGGUGUAAUAUGAAAAUACAUUAAAAGUUCAUAUUGAACCUAAUUUAAGAUCGAUAAUUAAAAAAAAAAUAUUUUAUCAAUUAGUUGUGUGGAAUGAUAUAAAAAGCUCCUUUAUAAUUUUAAUAAAGUUUAUUGGUUGAAAAUAAAAGUCAUCCAUAAAAUUUGAAAAAUAUUUUGGAUUAAUUGAUGGUUGAAGAUGAUACUCCUUAAAAAAUCCAUUAGAAAUGA
Messenger RNA from Paramecium pentaurelia, 715 nucleotides. The record is from the annotation of a GenBank genome assembly. Lineage: Eukaryota; Ciliophora; Oligohymenophorea; Peniculida; Parameciidae.